UAUCCCUAAAUAUCACUGUUGUUCUAACACAUUUUAAAAUGCCGCAAGAGUAUGUCACCUUUAAUGAUUUUAUGAGCCUACCUGUGCUUUACUAUCGCAGCAUUGGAGUGGAUCCAUUCGAAUCGAUUAGCACCAAGGCAACUUCGCAUCGCUGGCUCUACGCCAACUUUCUGUUUCAAGUGUUAAAUCUAAUAUUUGUAAUUGUCCUAGAAGCAAUUUUUGUGUACAUAUCGUUUAUGAAGAGCGAGAACUUUGUGGAAUCCUGCAUGGUAAUGGGCUACAUAGGUUAUGGUCUCGUGGGCGAGCUAAAGAUGAUAACCGUCUGGUUGCAGAAGCCCAAGUUGACCGCAUUAGUGCGUGAAAUGGAGUCAAUAUUUCCAUCAUCCGCACCUGAGGAUCAACGCAAAUAUCACGUUGAACACUAUCUGCAACGUUGUCGUAUGUUCACCAAGGGUUUCACUGGAUUCUACCUAGUGCUCGUCGCUCUUUACAAUCUCUUCAUUGUCGUCCAGUUCAUCGUACAACGAUUCAUUACGCAGCUGCCAGGUGCACAGAUGUCCAUGCCCUAUUCCCAAAUAUCGCCAUGGAGUGUGGACAACAGCCUGGGCUUCUGUGUGAUGUACGCUCUGCAGGCAUUGGCUGGUUACACGAGCACAGCCGGACACAUUUCCAGUGAUAUUCUCAUCUAUGCGGUGGUCAUUCAGGACGUUAUGCACUAUGACUUUUUGUCAAAGGAACUGGUUAAGUUGGAUAUCCACACAGAUCGUGUGGCUGAUGGCUAUGCCAAGGAUCUCAAAUUGCUGCAGAACUUAAUAUCCUAUCACAAUAAGCUACUGGGACUAAGCGAUGUCAUCAAUAAGGUCUUUGGCUUUCCGCUGCUCUUAAACGUUUUGGCUUCUUCGCUGAUAGUCUGCUUUGUGGGCUUUCAGAUGACACUUGGUCUGAGUACAGAGCAAGUGUGCAAGCUGGCAGUCAUGUUGGUGGCCCAAAUUUUGGAAAUCUAUCUUAUAUGCUAUUUUAGUGAUAUGCUUAUCAUUGCAAGUGGCAGUUUGGCAGCAUCCGUCUAUCAAAUGAAUUGGAUUGAGGCAGAUACGCGCUAUAAAAAAAUGCUUAUUCUUAUAGCAUUACGGGCUCAGAGACCGGUGUGCUUGAAGGCAACUGUAUUCUUGGAUGUUUCAAUGCAGACUAUGACAAUGUUCUUGGAAAUGACCUACAGAUUCUUUUGUAUCAUUCGUACCAUGUAUCAGUAAAGUACC
This is a messenger RNA of Drosophila grimshawi, 1256 nucleotides long. RefSeq names its product odorant receptor 67a-like. Lineage: Eukaryota; Metazoa; Arthropoda; Insecta; Diptera; Drosophilidae. Gene Ontology annotation, molecular function: odorant binding; olfactory receptor activity. Gene Ontology annotation, biological process: sensory perception of smell; detection of chemical stimulus involved in sensory perception of smell. The coding region runs from base 39 to 1250 and encodes 403 amino acids. The record is from RefSeq and is a predicted model, not a curated record. Gene Ontology annotation, cellular component: plasma membrane. The transcript is spliced from 4 exons.